Molecule: messenger RNA, 555 nt
Organism: Oryzias melastigma (Indian medaka)
Lineage: Eukaryota; Metazoa; Chordata; Actinopteri; Beloniformes; Adrianichthyidae
Product: ATP-dependent 6-phosphofructokinase, muscle type-like
Exons: 6
Coding region: 31-555 (174 amino acids)
Biological process (GO): canonical glycolysis; fructose 6-phosphate metabolic process; fructose 1,6-bisphosphate metabolic process
Cellular component (GO): 6-phosphofructokinase complex; membrane
Molecular function (GO): AMP binding; fructose-6-phosphate binding; ATP binding
Source: RefSeq, a predicted model, not a curated record
ACAAAGCGCCGAGUGUUCAUUGUUGAGACAAUGGGUGGAUACUGCGGUUAUUUGGCCACCAUGGCAGGUUUGGCUGCAGGGGCUGAUGCCGCCUACAUCUUUGAGGAGAAAUUUAAUAUCAGAGAUUUGGAGACAAAUGUGCAGCAUCUUUUGGAAAAGAUGAAGACGACUGUGAAGAGAGGACUGAUCCUCAGGAAUGAAAACUGCAAUUCCAACUACACGACUGACUUCAUCUUCAACCUUUACUCGGAGGAAGGAAAAGGCGUCUUUGACUGUCGUAAAAAUGUUCUGGGACACAUGCAGCAGGGUGGAACUCCGACACCCUUCGACCGGACAUUUGCUACAAAGAUGGGUGCUAAGUCUGUGUUAUGGUUGACUGAGAAGCUCAAAGAGUGCUACCGGCAUGAUUUUGAGCACCGGAUCCCAAAGACAGAGUGGUGGCUAAAAAUCAGACCCAUCAUGAAGAUCCUAGCCAAAUAUGACAUCAAACUGGACACAUCUGAACAUACCAACAUGGAGCAUGUGGUCAACAAGACGGGUUCCUUAAGAAAAUAG